UUUGCUUUAAGGAAUGAAGUAUCACCAAAUUUAAAUUUGGAUAUGAUGAAAUUUUUGCAAGCUGAACUUGAUCAUAUUAAUCUUUUUGUUCAAAUAUUUCAAAGUGCUAGACGGCAGGUUACAAGAAAUCCUGCUUUAAAAUUAAAAAUUUCUAAUGUAUUUUCCCAAGAUAUGAGAAAUUAUAAUUUACCAGUUGCUUCUGAAAUUGCUGCUAUAAUCACUAAUGAUAAUACAAUUGACUCUGGAAGAAAUAUUAUUCUUACUACACAACAGGAUGCUUUAAUAAAUUUAUUAUAUGAAACUGAAAGUCGAAGUAGUACUGAAGGCCAAAAGUCUUACCAAAAUCAAAAGUCUUAUCAAAAAUCAGAAGCUUUAUUGAAGCAAGACUGA
Messenger RNA from Racocetra persica, 390 nucleotides. The record is from the annotation of a GenBank genome assembly. Lineage: Eukaryota; Fungi; Glomeromycota; Glomeromycetes; Diversisporales; Gigasporaceae.